UUGGAAAUGGGAGAUGUAUUUUUCUAAAUAUUUGGCGACCCAGAUGUUUGUGGUCUGACGGAACACUUUCUGGGACAAAACUUCUAGCGUUAGAGAGUGAGACGUCAGGAAGAUAGUGAUCAGAAGAACAAAUAACUAUUAAAAAAUAUACAUUCAUUUUCCUAAUGUUGACAGUUGCUAAAUGCAUCUUUUUCUCAAUUAUUCCGUGAUUUCUAACAGAGUAAGGAUCCAGGAUCAGGGCAGGCAGGGGACCUGGACGUGCAGCCAAGCCCACCAAGGAUGCACUGAGCUGGGGAACAUCUGCUAAGGCCUCCCCCUAGCACUGCCAUGGCAUCUGACCCUUCACCCCCAAGCCCCGCCCCUCUGGGCUCCCAGGUCCACGCAGCCGCCGUCAACGGAGACCGGAGCGUCCUCCUCAGACUCAUCACAGUGGAUCCCUCCCUGCGUGACCGUGAGGACCAGUUUGGGCGUACCCCACUGAUGUACUGUGUCCUGGCUGACCGUCUGGACUGUGCUGAGACACUGCUGAAGGCGGGAGCCUCUGUUAACAAGACUGACCAUAGCCAACGUACUGCUCUGCACCUGGCAGCACAGAAGGGGAACGUGCGGUUUCUGAAGCUGCUCCUGUCUCGUCGUGCUGAUUGGCUGCAGAAGGAUCUAGAGGAGGUAACACCCCUACACCUGGCGACCCGUCACCCCUCCCCCAAACCCCUGGCCUUGCUGCUCAAACACAUAGGACCUGGAGAGGUGGAUACACAGGACAAGAACAAGCAGACUGCGCUCCACUGGUCAGCGUUCUAUAACAGGCCAGAGCACGUCAGACUGCUCAUCAAACACGACUCCAACAUUGGCAUCCCAGACAGCGAGGGCAAGAUCCCCCUACACUGGGCUGCACACAGCCAGGAGUACACCGCUAUACACACCGUCCACUGCAUACUGGAGGCAGCUCCUACCGAGUCUCUGUUGAACUGGCAGGACUAUGAGGGGCGCACGCCUUUGCACUUUGCUGUCGCCGACGGCAACGAGGCAGUGGUGGAGGUGCUGACAUCGUAUGAAGGCUGCAGUGUCACGGCGUACGACAACCUGUUCAGAACCCCGCUGCACUGGGCUGCACUGCUGGGACAUGCCAAGAUAGUGCAUUUGUUGUUGGAGAGGAACACGUCAGGCACCAUCCCCUCAGACAGCCAUGGGGCCACACCUCUACACUAUGGAGCUCAGAGCAACUACGCUGAGACGGUGGGUGUGUUUCUGUCCCACCCCUCUGUGAAAGACGAGCCAGAUCUGGAGGGCCGCACAGCGUUCAUGUGGGCUGCUGGCAAAGGAAGCGAUGAUGUCAUACGCACCAUGCUGACACUCACGCCUCACAUCGACAUCAACAUGGCCGACAAGUACGGAGGCACUGCGCUGCACGCGGCCUCUCUGUCAGGUCAUGUGAGUACAGUGAGGUUGCUGUUGGAGAGAGGAGCCAUAGUGGACAGUCUAGACGUGAUGAAACACACACCUCUGUUCAGAGCCUGUGAGAUGGGACACCGCCACAUCAUCCUCACACUUAUCAAAGGCUCUGCUCGUGUCCACCUGGUGGAUCUAGAUGGACACACUGCUCUGCACUGGGCAGCUCUGGGGGGGAACGCUGAAGUCUGCCAGUUGCUGAUGGAGAAUGGGAUCAGUCCUAACGUCCAGGACCAGGCAGGCAGGACUCCUCUCCAGUGUGCUGCUUAUGGAGGGUACAUCACCUGUAUGGCUGUACUACUCAUGGAGAACAACGCCGACCCUAAUAUACAGGACAAAGAGGGCAGGACAGCUCUCCACUGGUCGUGUAACAAUGGCUAUCUGGAUGCUGUGAAGCUGCUGCUGAACUCUAAUGCCUUCCCCAACCACAUGGAACACAACGAGGAGAGGUACACCCCCCUGGACUACGCUCUCCUAGGGGAACACAGUGAGGUGACUCAGUACAUGUUGGAGCAUGGAGCUCUGUCUAUAGCAGCCAUCCAGGACAUCGCUGCUGCUUCCAUCCAGGCCCUGUAUAAAGGAUACACCGUCCGCAAGGCCUUCACCGAGAGGAAACAACUACUGAUGAGACACGAACAGCUACGCAAGGACGCAGCCAAGAAACGCGAGGAGGAGCAGCGGAGACGGGAGGCGGAGCAGCAAAUCUCAUUGGCCAGAACAGAGAAACAGAGGAUGUUAUUGGCCCGCGCUGAACAGGAGCAGCUGUCAUUGGCUGAGACUAUGAAGGAACUGUCAGUGUAUGAGAGAGAGGCAGGGGGCGGGGCUAAUACAGCCUCCAAAGCAGAACAGAUCAAUAGCAAAGAGGAGACACGGAAACAUAGAGCACAUAGAAGCAGACCCUUCAGGAGAGGGAAGGAGGCACAGCCAGCCAAAGACCCUGACCCCGUGGUGACCCCUCACCCCUCAGUGACCUCUGACCCCAUGCCCCCUGCCCAGGGGUCUAGGGUCAGGGAGCGUCUCUCUCCUGCAGGCUGCAGCCGACCCCCCAGCCCAAAACACAGACCCCCCACCACACCCAGGACCAAGAGACUCACCUCUGCAAACACACACACUCCCUCCAACACACACACUCCCUCCAACACACACACUCCCUCCAACACACACACUCCUUCCAAAACACACACUCCUUCCAACACACACACUCCUUCCAACACACACACUUCCAACACACACACUCCCUCCAACACACACACUCCCUCCAACACACACACUCCCUCCAACACACACACUCCUUCCAAAACACACACUCCCUCCAACACACACACUCCUUCCAAAACACACACUCCUUCCAAAACACACACUACCUCCAACACACACACUCCUUCCAAAACACACACUCCUUCCCACACACACACUCCAUCCAACACACACACAUCUACUCGCCCCACCAUGGAUCAAGAAGCCCCCAGCACCAGGGAACGCACCCCUAGAAGCAAGAGAGAUACACACACCAACACACCCAACCCCAGACACAGAACACGCCCUGCCACAGACCAUACCACCUCCUCCAGCAAGAACCACACUAAAGCCUCCACACAGUCACACCGCCCCAGCAGCAAGCCCAGGGAGGGGGACAGAGACCAGGCUGCCUGCACUAUCCAACGAGCCUGGAGGAGGUUCCAUGUGCGAGGCAGAUUGAGGGAGGCUUUUGGUGCUGGGAAAGGAGUGGAGCCACCUGAGGUCGCCUCCCUCCUGAUCCAGCUGCUCUGGGAUAGGGCGGCUUUCCCUGGUCACACCCCUAUUAGGACCAAGCCUGAGGCCAGAGUUCCACCCACCAAGACAGCAGCCAAGAGCUCAGUGCUGCAAAGCAUCUAUGGAGGUUCUGUGGCCCGAAGGGGGCGCUCUCUCGGGGGUUCUCAGUCUCAGAUACUGCUGGACCUGUCACUACGCACACACAGCCAGCUGAGCAGUGUGGAGUGUGUGCACCUGUGUGAUGCAGUGGGGCAGGCCAGCCAGUACUCCUACCACCUCAGACCCCACAGCGCUGGACAGGGCCGGGGGAAACACUGAUGACCACACACACACCCUGCAUGUGUCCUUCAUGGCUCAGUUGGUAGAGCAUGGUGCUUCUGAUGCUUGGGUACUGGGUUUGAUUCCCAGGACCAGCCAUAUGUAAAAUGUACAGUGGGGGAAAAAAGUAUUUGAUCCCCUGCUGAUUUUGUACGUUUGCCCACUUACAAAGAA
This is a messenger RNA of Salmo salar (Atlantic salmon), 3693 nucleotides long. The record is from RefSeq and is a predicted model, not a curated record. Lineage: Eukaryota; Metazoa; Chordata; Actinopteri; Salmoniformes; Salmonidae.